Molecule: messenger RNA, 615 nt
Organism: Nerophis lumbriciformis (worm pipefish)
Lineage: Eukaryota; Metazoa; Chordata; Actinopteri; Syngnathiformes; Syngnathidae
Source: RefSeq, a predicted model, not a curated record
GCCAUGGCCAGUGAACCGGUCAUCCUCAACGUGUAUGAUAUGUACUGGAUAAAUGAGUACACCUCCAAUCUGGGAAUUGGAGUCUUUCACUCAGGCAUCGAGAUUUAUGGCCGAGAGUUUGCAUACGGGGGCCACCCGUAUCCUUUCAGCGGAAUCUUUGAAAUCAAUCCGGGAAAUGCAGCCGAGUUGGGAGAGACCUUCAAAUUCAAAGAGGCCAUCGUGUUGGGCACCACUGACUUCGCAGAGGAGGACAUGGACAAGAUCAUGGAAGAGCUCGGCAAGGAGUUCAAAGGCAACGCUUACCACCUCAUGCACAAGAACUGCAACCACUUCUCCUCCUCUCUCUCCGAGCUGCUGUGCGGCCGUGAGAUCCCGCGCUGGGUCAACCGUCUGGCCUACUUCAGCUCUUGCAUCCCCUUUCUGCAGAGCUGCCUGCCCAAAGAGUGGCUGACGCCGGCUGCCCUGCAGAGCCACAUAAGUCAGGGUCUCCAUAAGGACGAACGCCACCGCCGAUCCAGCGACGAUGACGACCGACCGUCGCCGCCCUCGUCAUCCGGGGCCGCUGGAUCUUCCUCUUCCUCCUCCUCGCACAGCUGCCGCCACACCAGAGUGUGA